This is a messenger RNA of Gambusia affinis (western mosquitofish), 3219 nucleotides long. Its product is annotated as E3 ubiquitin-protein ligase TRIM35-like. The record is from RefSeq and is a predicted model, not a curated record. Lineage: Eukaryota; Metazoa; Chordata; Actinopteri; Cyprinodontiformes; Poeciliidae. Gene Ontology annotation, molecular function: protein binding; zinc ion binding. The transcript is spliced from 2 exons. Bases 831 to 2435 code for a protein of 534 amino acids.
AUAGGAAAUAGCGCCCCCUUCACUUCCGGAGUGCAAUGGUCCCAUUUCAAAAUAAGUUAUGAGAUUGACAGUGGUCCGUCUCCGCCCCUUUCUGUUUGCUGCAGCGAGGUCCUUCUCGCUCAGUUAGGCAGCUUCUUCCUGGCUGCUGCAGCUACGUCACAGAACCUUGCUUUGGCAACACUAAUAGCCGUCCUCCCAGGACAAUAUUAAGGAACCAAAAAUAAAAGCAGUAUAAAACAGAAAUACCCUUGCUGCAAUGCAAAGGCGAUAAGAAAAAUGAAAUAAGAAAUGAAAUAAGAAAAAUGAAAAAUAAAUAAAUAAAUAAAAUUAACUCAGCUACAUUUCCUGAUUUUCUUCAGAGUAAAACAGACGCAGCAUUUAGGACAGUUUAUUGUUCAUUAUUAAGUUUUUUUCCCCUAAAAUGUGCAGAGAUUAAUGUUUCUGACAGACUCAGAAUGAAAACCACGUUUGUUUUGAGUGAAGCAGGAAGCUCCGCCCCCAACAUCUACUGCCUGAACUGAAACAGGAAGCUGGGUGGGAAUUCUUUCUACUGAUCUGUUCAGAUCUCUGGAGAGAAGAAUAAAAAUGUGCGCUUUAGAGCAGGUUUUAUUCUGGACUUUGGGGUGAAACACACCUCAGUCGGAGCUGAACUAAAGCAGGAAACGGUUUGUGAUCGUUGUUUCCUGCAUAGAGACUCCCAGACGAUCAGAUUCACCUUCAGACCAAACUAGCAGCUUCCUCUGAGUGAGUCCAGCUGCAGGAGAGAAAAGUGGAAACAUCCAACUCUGCUGCUUCAAGCUGCUCACUCUGAAGCUUCACUCAGAGACAAAAUGGCUUCCAUGUUAGAGGAGGAUCUCUGCUGUCCAGUCUGUCAGGAAGUCUUUAAGAAUCCGCUUGUUCUGUCAUGUAGCCACAGCUUCUGUAAGGAGUGUCUGAAGAACUGGUGGAGAGAGAAACCAUCAAGAGAGUGUCCAGUUUGUAAGAGGAGAUCUUCUAAGGCUGAUCCACCUUUAAAUCUGGUUCUGAAUAAUCUGUGUGAGACUUUCUUACAGCAGAGAGAGCAGAGACUUUCAGAGGAUCUCUGCUGUCCAGUCUGUAAAAAAGUAUUUAAGGAUCCCGUUGUUCUGUCAUGUAGCCACAGCUUAUGUAAGGAGUGUCUGAAGAGCUGGUGGAGAGAGAAACCAUCAAGAGAGUGUCCAGUUUGUAAUAGGAAAUCUCCAAAGGCUAAUCCGCCCAUAAGUCUGGUUCUAAGGAACCUUUGUGAGACUUUCUUACAGCAGAAAAAUCAGAAACUUUCAGAGGGUCUCUGCAGUCUGCACUCAAAGAAACUCAAAAUCUUCUGUCUGGACCAUCAAGAACUGCUGUGCUCAAUCUGUAGAGAUUCAGAAAAACACAUCAACCACAGAUUUAGACCAAUCCGGGAAGCUGCUCGGGAUCACAGAGAGAAUCUGAAAAUAUCUCUGGAGUUUUUAAAGAAGAAACUGGAGCUCAGAAAGAAAGUUAAAGAGAAGUUUGAUCAGACAGCAGAACACCUGAAGGUCCAGGCCCGAAACACAGAGAGGCAGAUUGUUGAGCAGUUUAAGAAGCUUCAUCAGUUUCUAGCAGAGGAAGAGGAGGCCAGGCUGGCUGCACUGAGGGAGGAAGAGGAGCAGAAGAGAGGGAUGAUGAAGGAGAAGAUAGAGGCUCUGAGCAGAGAGAUAGCAGCUCUUUCAGACACAGUCAGAGCCACAGAGGAGGAGCUGAGAGCUGCAGACGUCUCAUUCCUGCACAACUACAAGGCUGCAGUGGAAAGAGUCCAGCGCUGCCCCCUGCUGGAGGAUCCACAGCUGCCCUCAGGAGCUCUGAUAGACCAGGCCAAACAUCUGGGCAACCUGGCCUUCAACAUCUGGAGCAACAUGGAGAACAUGGUGACCUACACUCCUCUGGUUCUGGACCCAAACACUGCUCAUCCAGGACUCCACCUGUCUGAAGAUCUGACCAGUUUGACUCCAGGAGAGGAACAGCAGCUUCCUGAUAAUCCAGAGAGGUUUGAGGUCGAGUGGUCAGUCCUGAGCUCUGAGGGUUUUAACUCAGGGAACCACAGCUGGGAUGUUGAUGUUGGAGACAGUGAAGGAUGGAUGCUUGGUGUGAUAGAGUCUGUCCAGAGGAAGGGACUUUUAGAGUCUGGAUUCUUGGUUAUGUUGUUUAUUGAUGGUGAAUAUGAAGCAUAUUCUCCACCAGCUCAUCCCACGUUUAUCUCAGUCCAGAAGAAGAUCCAGAGGAUCAGAGUGAAUCUGGACUGGGACAGAGGAAAUCUAUCGUUUUCUGACCUGGAUGCUAACACACACAUACACACCUUCACACACACCUUCACUGACAAAGUGUUUCCAUACUUCAGCACUGCUGAAGUAAAACUCUUACCAAUGAAGAUCUCAGUAAUCAAACAGCAGCUCUGAGGUUUUCAGCAUGAAGAACAUCCAUCCAUCCAUCCAUCCAUUUUCUGUUCACCCUUUGUCCCUAAUGGGGUCAGGAGGGUUGCUGGUUCCUCUCCAGCUACGUUCCAGGCGAGAGGCGGGUUCACCCUGGACAGGUUGCCAGUCUGUCGCAGGGCAACACAGAGACAGACAGGACAAACAACCAUUCACACUCACACCUAGGGAGAAUUUAGAGAAACCAAUUAACCUGACAGUCAUGUUUUUGGACUGUCAGGGAGGAAGCCAGAGAGAACCCACACAUGCACAGGGAGAACAUGCAAACUCCGUGCAGAAAGACCCCGGGCCCGGACCCGGGCUACAGUGCUACCAACUGCGCCACUGUGCAGCCUGCAUGAAGAACAGAAAGUCCUAAUGAUUUCAGUUGUGAGAAAUUAUUUCUGAAAAUAUGUCUCCCUCUUCUCUCAUCUUGAGCCGGGUUCUACAGAAUCCAGACCUGAAUGUUGAAUGUUUGUGAUUUUCUAUUUAAUCUGGAAUGUGACUCCUUAACAAUAUAAAGGACAAUAGUGAAGUUUGAACUUUCCCUCAUUCUUUAAAGAGACAGUAAUCAUUGUGUAUGUAAACUUCUUGUCUCACAGACAUUCAUACAAUAUAUUUAAACAUUUGGUUGAAUGUUUAUCUUGGUAAACACUGCAUUAUGAGAAAUAUCUUACUUAAAAUACAUUUUAUGUCACGUAAAUAUGUAUUUUUUUUGUUGUUUUUUUUUUUUACCAAAGUGUUUCUAGAAAUUAAAAUAAAGUAACAGAUU